This is a messenger RNA of Schistosoma margrebowiei, 3959 nucleotides long. NCBI's taxonomy places the organism in Eukaryota, Metazoa, Platyhelminthes, Trematoda, Strigeidida, Schistosomatidae. The record is from the annotation of a GenBank genome assembly.
GAAUUUUUCAGAGAUUCAUAUGUUCCGCUUAACCUUGAUAUCACCUUGUAGAGGCGGGCCCUUUGAUUCUUUAUCUUUUAAGAUGGCCUCAAGAGUAUAGUGGAUAAUAUUCAUUGAGAAUGAUUCAGUUGAAGUUAUCCGAUAGUGACAUAUGUGAGAGACGAAAGGCACAGUUAAAGGAGUGGUGUGGUUCAGAGACUGAUCAUGCGUCAUCAAAAAUGCGGGAGCCAGAGAAAAUCAAGUUUCCAUUAUCGGUUCAGCUACUUGCCGCAUGUAGUAACAGUGAUUUGGAUGAAUUUUCCCGUUUACUUAAGCUUGGAACGGACAUUAAUACGCAAAAUGCGGACGGAUUAACUAGCACACACUUAGCUUGUAUCAAUGUCGACUUUGAUUUUUUGAAGUUUCUUAUCAGCAAUGGUGCAGAUAUCAAUCUACAGGAUCACGAAGGUUGGACUCCUUUGCAUGCAGCAGCUUCUGUGGGUUGCUGUGAACUAGCCAGAUUUCUAAUUGAAAAUGGUGCAAGUCUCUCCAUUUUAAGUGUAGAUCUAGAAUUACCAAUUGAUGUAGCACAAGAUGAAGAAAUGAUUAAUCUACUUACAGAUUCAAUGAAAAAGCAAAAUAUCGACGGUGAUGCUAUUAAACAUUCAGAAGAACAAAUGCUUUUACAUGAUGCACAACAUUGGUUAUCCAGUGGUCAAUAUAAACCAGUUAUUGAUCCUAGAACUGGUGCCACUCCCUUACAUGUCGCAGCUUGUAAAGAUUAUACUAAAGCAAUGGAAAUUCUUUUACAAAUUCCCGGUUUAGAUAUAAAUGCUAAAGAUUUCGAUGGAUGGACUGCAUUACAUGCAGCAGCACAUUGGAAUCGUGAAACAUCUGCUCGAAUGUUAGCUAACGCUGGUGCUAGUUUUGAUGAGCAUACACGUGCCAGUCAAUCUGUAUUCGAUGUAGCUGAUAAAGAAAUGAUUGUGUUGCUUAGACAACUUCGUGAAAGACAAAGAGCUGAAAGAUUAUCCAAUGCAUCUAAACUACCAGAAUCCUCGAAAAUAACAGAAGCAGUUAAACGAAGUCAUCCGGUUGAAUUAGAGACUGAUGAAAAUGUUAACACAGGUAGUGAUGACGACGAUGAUGAUAAUUCUCUUAUUGAAAUUGAUCAAUCUAAUUGUGUAAAUAAAAAGCCAACUAUUGAACAAGAUAUUUACUCAUCGUUAAAUGAUACUCCAUCAUUGUUGACAAAUGGAAAAUUAAUCAAGAAAACUGUUAACAAUGAAGAUAUGGUAUUGAAUACUAUUACUAACACUACCGCUUCUCCACCUACGUUAUUAUCUGUACAAGAACGAACGGAGAUAUUGCAAUCCGCCACUAUUACUACUAAUUUUAAUCAUUCAACUGAUCAACAAUCAUUUAUAACAUCUUCUGUCCACGAGGAACGAACUUUACCGUCAUCAGACAGUGGAGAUUUUCUAUCGAUUGAUACUAAUAAAUCAUUGGAAAAACCUGGGAAAUCAUUAUCACCAGAGAAAUCUCCUGUCGUGGUCGCUUCGACAACAUCUAUAUCAUCGGAUGUGAAUAAUGACUAUCCAUCUUUUACCAGUGGUAAUAAUAAUCGAAUGGAAAAAGAAGUGUCAGAUAAUAUUAUGAAGACGACUAUCCCUGUUUCUUCAUACUCAUCAUCAGCAACAUCCGUACAGCCACGUAGUACACUUCGUCAUUCAUCACGAUCUCCUCCUUUAACUGUACCUACUAAUAGUGUAUCCGGUCCUAUUUCAUCAUCUACAUCACAUUUAGUUCCCAAAUUGGUAGAAUCAGAGAUUACAACAGAUAAAAAAUGUGAGAGUGAUGAUUUACGUGAAAGUACAACGAAUAAACAUAAAACCGGUAUUGUAAGUAUUAUAUCAACUCCACAAAAUAAACAUCCUGUUGAUGAGAAAUCACAAACUAGUGUACAUAAUAUUACUACUAAUAAAGAAUUAUCAACCUCCUCAACUGUGACAGCAACAACGGCUGCUACGUCUACUAUCCCAUCAGGAACAGGACGGUCAAUUACGAAAAUAAUCGCUGUCAAACCUAGGCGAAGUGAUCCACAAAAAACGAAUGUUGAUGAAAAGGAAAGUGUUGCAACCGUGAAUAAUGCACAAAGUAAAUUAUCCAGUCCUGUUCCUGAGCUUACAACUAAUCGACGAAUAUCUGUUGUAAUGGCGCCAACAAAGUCCGGUGAAACAGAGACACAACGUAGUGUUAAAGCUCGUUAUGUCCGAUCUACUCGACGAUCUACUCAAGGUGUUUCAUCAGAAGAUGUAGAGCAGGCUAAAAAGUUAGCUGAUAAAAAUAUCAACGGUAGUACUGUUGUUUCGGAUAAUUCCCAACCAAUGAAUUCAAUUCCAACUGUUGAUACAUCGUCGUCAUCUGAUAGAACAACAUCAACUGGUACAUCGGGAGUUCCAAAUAAUAAAUCUAUCAAGCUAAGUCAUGCUUCUUCAGCUUGUAGUAGAUCAUAUCCAGACAAUCCUACAAAUCUUUUUCGUCGACUCACCGAUACUGAAUUAUUGAGAUCUCGACCUAAUUCUGAAACUGUAGCUGGUAGUGGCGAUACAUUUACUGGCAGAUCAUCUGCACGUACUGAUUAUUCAACUAAUGAACGAGAAAAUAAUGAUAUUCGAUCUUCAAAUCAUCCUUCUGCUUCAACUGGUCGUCAUGUUAACUUCUCAGGUGAAACAAACAUGAAUUCUUCUAUAUAUGAUGGUAAUUCACGACGGUCAGCUUAUAUUUCACAAGUACGAUCUGUAGAGCAUAGUCCUACGUCAGAGAAUAAAACUGAUUAUACAACAUCAGGAGGAGUUCGUGAACGUCGUCAUAUUCGUGAACGUAACCCACCUGAACGAGUACUAUCCAGUAAAUCAUUUUCUGCUGUAUCAGAUAUUUUUGAACGUCGUAUGUCAGAUCAGAAUUCAUCGUAUACUACUAAUAAUUCUGGGCGAUCAGAAUAUUCACCAUCUUCUUAUACAAAUACAAAUAGAUUCUUUAAUACCACUACAAAUACUACUAGUGGUAUCAAUGCUACCACUGUUCAAAAUGAAAAUGAUGUUAAAGGGAUUAUUCAAAGGCCUACAAGUCGAUUCCUUCAUCAGUCAACACAAUUAGUUAAUACAAGUAGUAAUUCAAGCUCCACACCUACAUAUUCAUGGAAUCCUUCACAAAUCACAUCAAAUAGCAGUAAUGUUACCACUGGUAGUUUGAAUAGUGCUCGUGGUGUUGUUUCAACUAAUAACCAUCACAGUAAUAAUAACACUACUAAUAGUACAGAUUAUUCUUCAUCAACUCCUACUCCCCGUGAUCACGUUUCACAAUGGCAAGAUUCCAAAGAUUAUAAACGAUUAUAUGAACGAGAGAAAGAGGAAAGAGAACGACUUCAACGUGAAUUAGAUAGAUGUAAUCGUCAAAUAAAUCAAUUACGUCAGGAACAACAAUUGAAAAUUUCAAAUGAUCAUAGUUAUUCAAAUACUUCAGAUACAAUGAAUAUUCACAAUUAUACUAGUAGUAAUAAUUGUAAUAAUUCACAAAUACCGGACACUGUAAGUAUUACUUGUUGUUUUAUUUUUUCUUUUAUAAAAAGGAAAUCAUUCACUGUUUUCAUGAAAUCAUGUUUUACAUUUUAGAUGGAUUAUUUAUAAUUGAUUAUGUAAUAACCUUCAUUUUCAAUCUUGAUUAUUUUAAUGUUAAAAACUAAGAAGCUAGCGGAUUCCAUUACUUAUUCAAGUCAAAUCAAUCAAGGUUCUCAGUAAAAAUGUUUAUUUAAUUUUCAAUGAUGUAUAAAUCAUCAACACUGAAUAAAGAAGAAAAAAAAAUCAAGAGUAUAAUUUAUUCAAAUUGUAAACAGUGUACUUUUUUUUCUCUCUUGUUGUUAUUGAAAGUAACUAGGUAACUAGUACAAAAAACAACAACAAGGGAAUUAUUAUUAUUCG